AUGGCUGGCGUUCGGGGAAUGGCUUUUACGGCGGAUGGGCCACCCUCCUCGGCGAACAAAGAGAAGGGCGGCUUCUGCUGGCACGACGCGGGCGAGGCGGGGUCGACGGAUUUCUUUGAUCAGUAUGUCGAGCUCGGCGACUCCGACGCGGAAUCUGCCUCUGGAGGGGGUGGCGGCUUCGGCCACUUCGGCGCUUCUGGCCUGUCCGACUCGCCACACCUGUCGUUUGGCCAGAUGCUCCCCCCCAGCGGUGGGGGGACCCAGGGACCUGGGGCUCAGGGACAUAUGAUGGCAGUUAAUAACAACGACGGGGGAAGCAAUAGCAACGCGGCCAGCUCGAGCUCAACAGCAAGAGACUACCGGCCACGGCAGCAGUUACACCCGCUCCAUCGAGCCUCGACAAACAUGACGGCCUUCAGCAACCCGGAGAUCGAGGCCGACAGGAUGUCCUAUGGCAGCUUCGGCGAGGCGCCGGGCGGCGGCGGCUCCAUCUCAGACUCAGAGCUGUUGAAGCUCGAGGGCUUGAGGAUGGGGUCACCGCGCAUCCAAAUCCUCCAGUUCUCGGCGUCCGAGCCAGCGUCGCCUCCAUCCAAGGCGACCAGUCCCCACAAGGCCAGCCGUCUGGAAAACUUCUGCACCAAGAUCCGCAACAAGGCGGCGACGCUGCAAGGCGGCAUGCCCAACGAGGCGCAACGGUCUGUUUCCGGCAGGGAGGCUAGUUUUGUCAACGGCUUCCUUGAUGAUCCUUUCAACCACGAACUGCUCAACGGCCAGUUCAUACCCCCGCUACAGCUCAACGGCACCACCAUACCCCAGACGCCCAUGUCGACGCCUCUCAUGGACGGCUGGCAGCUUCCCAUGGCGGUCACGGACGGUAAAGCGCUGUGGACCGCGCCGGCCACGUAUUUUGGCAACGGAGACGCCAGCACUUGGUGGGAUCCGUCGGACGCCAUGGACACCGAUUCGCUCCCCAUGUCGUACCACGCUGCCAAUGCCCGCAACACCUCCCUCAACCUCACCAUCCAGCUGCAGCACCAGCAGAGCUUCGAGUACCCCGCGCCGCCGGGCACCGAAGACACCACCACCGCCACCUUCAACCCCAACGGCCUGAUGCUGCACAUGCCUCAGCCGCGGGGCAUCCCGUCCACGGUCCCGCAGAGUGACACCCAUCAUCGCCUGACCCGCGCCGACCACCACCGCCGGCCCAAACCGCGUGCUCCAUCCUCGGGCGCCCGCCACCACCAGUACGGCCCAGGCAUGUCCCCGCGUAAGGGACGCGCCGCUAGCGGGGGCGGCGGCGGAAGCGCCAGCGCAAACCGCAUCGCCUCGCUGUCUCCAUCGCCCAAGAUGCCCGCCGCAGCGGCAGCCGCGCCGGGGCCCAACGGCAACGGCCGCCUCCACCGGCGCAGUGCGUCCAUGCAGACGCUGGGCACGGCCGCCGGCGACCCGAGCACGGCAAUCCGCAAGCGCAAGAGCUGGACGGGGGCGGCGCACCUCGUUCCGUCCUCGUCGUCGCUGCACCACCAGUACCACACCCUCGCCGUGGCGGCGGCAGCAGCGUCUCCGGGCCGCCUCCCCCGCGCGCCGCCGUACAACUAA
Chaetomium globosum CBS 148.51 is the source of this 1599-nucleotide messenger RNA. RefSeq lists its product as uncharacterized. Bases 1 to 1599 code for a protein of 532 amino acids. The record is from RefSeq and is a predicted model, not a curated record. The transcript is spliced from 2 exons. NCBI's taxonomy places the organism in Eukaryota, Fungi, Ascomycota, Sordariomycetes, Sordariales, Chaetomiaceae.